GCAAUGCAGUUGUGUGUCUUCCCAAUCUGGAGAGGGAGAAGGAAGGAAGCGUUAAACGUGCGUUUUACACAGAGAGAAGAGAAAACAAACAAAACAACUGAACUGAUUUUCUCUUCUCUUGUGUCUCAGUAUCGUAACUCUAUUCUCUUCUGGGCUCUCAGAUCUUGCAGAAACCCCUUUCUCCAUAGCCACAACUCUUCUAUCUUCUCUUGAAGAUUCUUUUCUCUUUCUUUCACACUUUCCACUUUCCCUCACUUUCUUCUCUUUCCUUUUUCGUUUGUUUCCCGGGAAAAUCCCCAGCCGCAACCACUGUUUCGAUCUUCCGCGCGCCCUCCAAUUGCUUAUUGCUCUGUCCACGCUCCCGCAUUUCAGCUCCCUGGAAUUUCCACCCCGAACGGAAUUCUGCACUGCGCAAUUUUCCGGGAAAGUGGGGGUUUCCGGGAAACGGAGCGUUUUCUCGAUGACUAUGCCGUUGCUGCAGUAACGGGGAUAAGAAGACUGGGAGGUGAGAGGAAUGGACGAUCGAGGCGGUUCCUUCGUAGCUGUGAGGAGGAUUUCGCAGGGUCUUGAUCGAGGCAGCGCGUGCCAUUCAACUUCUGGUUUUUCACUUGCGUGAUGUUUGCGGAUAUUCAAAAUUGCAUUGCUGAGUUUGUGACAGGAUCAACAGCGUGGCUUGGCAGAGGUUUGUCCUGUGUCUGCGCACAGAGAAGAGAAAGUGAUGCUCGACCCUCUUUUGAUUUAACAUCAGCCCAGGAGGAGUGCUUGCUGAGGUUACAGAGUCGCAUUGACAUUCCAUACGAUAGUUCUAUUCCUGAGCACCAGGAUGCUCUAAGAGCUUUAUGGAGUGUUGCAUUUCCUGAAGAAGAACUCCGUGGCCUGAUCUCAGAGCAGUGGAAGGACAUGGGCUGGCAAGGGAAGGAUCCAUCAACUGAUUUUAGGGGCGGUGGUUUCAUAUCAUUGGAGAAUUUAUUGUUUUUUGCUAGGAAUUUCCCGAAAUCCUUUCAAGAUCUUUUACGGAAGCAGGAAGGAGAUCGAUCAGUGUGGGAAUACCCAUUUGCUGUUGCUGGUGUUAACAUCACAUUCAUGCUUAUUCAGAUGCUUGAUCUUGAAGCAGUCAAACCUCGGACCCUGGUAGGAGCAACUUUCCUAAAAUUUAUUGCAGAAAAUGAAUCAGCUUUUGAUCUUCUCUAUUGCAUUACAUUCAAGAUGAUGGAUCAACAAUGGCUUUCUAUGCGUGCGUCAUACAUGGAUUUUAAUACAGUAAUGAAAUCUACACGACGUCAGCUGGAGAAAGAGCUUUUGCUUGAUGACAUAAUGCGGCUCGAAGAUAUUCCUUCAUACAAACUUCUCACACGAUAGUUAUCAGUGCUUACUUGGAGUCUACUAGUUUUAGACAGAAGGUUGUACUUGAUGUGAUGCUACUCUUAUAAUUUUCUUUCCUUCCAAUUCGGCAUUUAACCUUCUAACAUCUGAGCAAGACUGAGGCGAGCCUAAGUAUGAUAUCAUCGAGGUUCUAGAGGCAGCAGUUAAGAUUUUAAUCUAGUGGGAGGAAGAUAUUGUGGGUGGGACAAACAAACUGUAAGGAGAGUAUGAAAUGUAGGUUUGCUUGGUACAAAAAAGGAUUAGAUUGUAAUGAAUUGUGGUUUGCCUAUAUAUUUCAUCAGUGUCCAUUAAUUGGAAAAUAUAGUUUGCAGUAUUGUAAUUCAGGCAGGAGUACCUCGGUAGAUAGAUUCUGCCUGGGCAAUGUUUGUUGAGGAAUUAAUAUACUGCAUAUUGUUGUCUGA
Messenger RNA from Vigna angularis (adzuki bean), 1784 nucleotides. RefSeq lists its product as uncharacterized. The record is from RefSeq and is a predicted model, not a curated record. Lineage: Eukaryota; Viridiplantae; Streptophyta; Magnoliopsida; Fabales; Fabaceae. The transcript is spliced from 10 exons. The coding region runs from base 616 to 1359 and encodes 247 amino acids.